Molecule: messenger RNA, 183 nt
Organism: Penicillium mononematosum
Lineage: Eukaryota; Fungi; Ascomycota; Eurotiomycetes; Eurotiales; Aspergillaceae
Exons: 2
Coding region: 1-183 (60 amino acids)
Source: RefSeq, a predicted model, not a curated record
AUGGAUAAAAUCAAGACACCCAAGGAGGAACCACAAGAGAAGACAGACUCCCAACCUAUGACGGUUGAAGAAUACCAGAAGAAAUGGGAUCAGAUGCUCCAGGAUACCGCAAAGCAGAUCGACAAGAUUCGAGAAAAUGAGCAAGCAAGAAGGUCAAAUAAUAGUCAAACAGAACAGCGUUGA